Oryzias melastigma (Indian medaka) is the source of this 3122-nucleotide messenger RNA. RefSeq names its product protein kinase C and casein kinase II substrate protein 3. Lineage: Eukaryota; Metazoa; Chordata; Actinopteri; Beloniformes; Adrianichthyidae. The record is from RefSeq and is a predicted model, not a curated record. The coding region runs from base 1210 to 2373 and encodes 387 amino acids. Gene Ontology annotation, molecular function: protein binding; phospholipid binding. Gene Ontology annotation, cellular component: endosome; plasma membrane; cytoplasm. The transcript has 10 exons. Gene Ontology annotation, biological process: cytoskeleton organization; regulation of endocytosis; plasma membrane tubulation.
UCCAUUUUUUCAAUUCUCUUUUACAGAAUUAAGUUUUACUUUUUAGUCACCAACAAACCAAAACACAUUCAUAGAUAGAGAAAUUCUGGAUCAUAAUAUAUAAUAAAAACAGGAAAGAGUUACUAGAAAAUACAAAACAUAAACAAAUAAAAUAGAUUAAUUAAAAAAUAAGUGAUAUUCUUGUGUAAAGAUUCUUAAGCUGUUGUCAAACACAAACUCAAUGAAACCUUAAGUAAAUUCUUAGUAAAUUUUAAAAAGAGACAUCCAUAAAGGGGCGGAGUUUACCUCAGCGUUGCGUCAGCCCUUUUGUCUCUGCCAGGGCGUAAGAACUGACGGAACUUGUUUGAUUGUUUUGAAAGUUGUCCUCAAAUCAACUGACAUUUGGAUUAUUAUUCAACUUUUACCAUUUUGUAGCCUUUUUUAAAACUCAGUAAAACUAAAUUCAGAUGUUUUCUAAUGUUUAACCUUAUUUUCCACUGACUUUAUAAAUGAAUUCAUGACAGGGAUCAACAAAAGGGUGAAAGGAUGAUUCUGUGAGCUCACGCUCAGCACUGGAUCAUGUUUUCACGUGCUGUAAUGUUCUUCUGGAAUCAGAGGAUCUGUCCUGACACCUGUUCCCAAACUGGAUCAGUCCUUUUUUAAACGCAGGUUGUAUCGUUGCAACACAGAACAGAGCGUGUAUCUGCAGGUUUAAUGACUCAUGGAGGUACGAACAAUUCUCCUGCAGCCAUCUUUGCUUCUGCACACAAACAUGGACGUGUCCUCCAGCUGAGGAGGAACUUUUCCCAGGAAUGUCAAGGAAGGUCGUGCAGCCUUGGAUUUUCUGUAAAAAAAAAAGACUUAAAAAAGCUGGUUGAAUGAGUGGCCAAACGUGCACACACAGGCAGACUCCUCAUUAAAUCAGUCAGGACUUGAUGGAUGAGUCAAAGACAGAGACGAUCCGCGAUCACGAUGACGUACCGAGAACAUGCAGCUGUGCUGCUGCAGAGAGGAGGAGAACUUUUACAGGGCAGGAAGGAGAGGAGGGAGGGAGGGAAAAAAAGAAAAGAAGAGAAGCCAACUCAUCUGACACAAACUGUGGGCCAAAGAAAGGGGAAGAGAAGGAGCAGCACUGUCCUGAAUGAGCAGAGGAGGACUGCCGAGGAACUUUAACAAAACUCAAGAGAAGAAGAACUCAGGAGGGACCAGAACCUUCCAGAAGGGAACAACAUGUCGUCCUCUGAAAACAGCUCUGAGGAUGUCUACAGCCGCAGCUUCUGGAUGCCUGGGAACUAUCAGCGCACGGUGAAGCGCACAGAAGAUGCUUUCCAUGCCUGCAACGACAUGGUGGCGUGCUUCCAAGAGCGCGCCCGGCUGGAGAGGCAGUACGCUCAGCAGCUCAGCGAGUGGAGCAACAAGUGGAAACCAGUGGUGGAUGCCAGCCCGCUCUACGGCUCUCUUCUGAAGGCCUGGCAGUGUUUCAUGUCCUCCGCUGACCGGCUGGCCUCCUUACACGCCUCCAUCUGUCGCUCCUUGGUGUUGGAAGACGGAGACCAGGUCAGGACCUGGCAGAAGGACACCUUCCACAAAAAACUAUUUGGAGGAUUCAAGGAGGCGCAGGACAUCGAGAGUGGGUUUGCACGCGCUCAGAAGCCAUGGGCCAAGCGCCUUAAAAAGCUGGACAAGGCAAGGAGAGCGUACCACAAGGUGAGCCGAACAGAGCAUGCAGCCAGGGAGCGAGAAGCUCACGCUCAGGGAAACCCGGACGUCGCCCUGGACAAGCAGAAGAAGAUCAAGGAGGAGAGGGAGCAGGUUCAGCAUGAGGCGCAGAAGGUUCGGACCCAAUAUGAGAAGAUUCUGGAUGAGGUGAACCGCUAUGUCCCCCGCUACAUGGAGGAGAUGGAGACCAUCUUUGACCAGUCCCAGGAUGAAGAGCGUAAGAGGAUCGUGUUUCUCAAGCAGGCCUUCCUGUCCAUCCACAAACACCUGGACAUCACAACCAACGAGAGUGUGAGAGCUGUGUACAGCGACCUGCACAACACGCUGAUGUCCAUCGACGAGCACGAGGACCUUCGGUGGUGGAAGAACACCUACGGGCCCGGCAUGCCCACUGACUGGCCUCACUUCCAGGAAUGGACACCUGAAAUGAAAACCAAAAAAGGGAAGAAAAAAGAAGUGGAAAAGCAAGCAACAAUAGAAAGGAGUGUGAUGAUUGGAGGAGUGAAAGUAAGAGCUCUGUAUGACUAUGUGGGCCAAGAGACGGACGAGCUCUCCUUUCAAACAGGUGAGGAGUUUUUGAAGAUUGAAGAUGAGGACGACCAGGGAUGGUGUCGAGGGAUGAAGGACAGUGGGUGGGAGGGGCUUUAUCCAGCCAAUUACGUGGAAGAGGUAUAGUGGGAAUGCCGACUGAACGUUAGGAAUUUUCAAAGCACCUGACUCUGUAGAGAGUUUCUGUAGAGAUCGACACCAAAGCGUUCAGGCCUGUAACCCUUUUGAAGGACAAAUGUUUCAGUAUACUCAGCACUUGUGUCAAAGCCAUAUGUUAACGACGCUUAAGAUAAGGAAACCAUGCUGGAAUGUAACUACAGAAUCACAGUUUUCUUUUAGCUUUAUUUUUUGUACACAAAGUCGCAAACAGAGUCAAAUAAGAAAACCUUAAAUAAAAAAAAUGUUUCUGUUGUUCAAAGAAAUCUGCUUUACAUAACUGAUACUUUCAGGUAAAAAGUUAAUUUUCAUUUUAUUUAAUAUUUUUUUCACCAUCAUUUGAAUGAAAUAACUUAACUUGAGCUUUUUCAUUUUAACAGGUCACUUAAUGUGACAUUUUUUAUUAUUAUCCUCUGAUUCAGUGGAUCACAAUGAUCUUAAUGCUUGGAUUAGGAUCAUCUGGAUCAGGUCCAAACAUGUUGCUGAUGUGUUACAGUCAGAUGAGACUGAUAGUUGAUUUGAAGUCUUAUCUUUCCAGACAAGAUAAGAGUUGGAAUGAAAGAUGCUGUAAAUACCACACCACCAAAGUGAGAAACGUUCCAGGAAAACCUUUUUAUAGACUUCUUUAAUACUCUGUAUGUGCCAAAUCUGUUCCUGUUAUGUAAACCGAAUGAGUUUCCAAACAUGUUUUGGGAAUAAAUUUGAAGCUCAAAAAUCAA